This is a messenger RNA of Nerophis lumbriciformis (worm pipefish), 876 nucleotides long. The record is from RefSeq and is a predicted model, not a curated record. NCBI's taxonomy places the organism in Eukaryota, Metazoa, Chordata, Actinopteri, Syngnathiformes, Syngnathidae.
AUGGGCGGGAUGAAGCUCCCCAUCGGCAUGACUCGCCGGGCGCUCAGUUACGAUGACAACCUGGAGGCGCCUAUGUCCACCCCCCCGCACGACAUGAACAUCACCAAUCUUUGGAGGCGCCCUGUUGUGCCCGAGAGGAAGUUUAAUCAACUGGCUGAGGAAGACGAAGGUGUUGCUUUGCGUCAUUCUAACAUGUACGAUAGCGCACCAUCAAGGCCCACGAGUGUGGUGAAGACCAAAGCUUCCUCCCUCAUCCUCAACUCUCUCAUCACCAAGCAGACUCAUGACAGCAUGUACAAAUUUGAGCAGAAGGCGGGGCUGACCGACACCAGCUACACACCCCACAAAGGUCUCACUGCAGAUGAGACAAGACACCACCACCGUAUGCCAGAAUCCUUCCAGAAAAUGCAGAUCCAGAGCAUGGAGGCUCGGGAGGAGCGUCAUAACUCAUCAGCCCAGUCCACGCCAUCCACCACACCGCACACCUCACCUAAACAUCAGCGCAGGAGCUGGUUCAGUAGCACCAGCUCAGACGUCAGCGUGAGUUCCUCCAACAGCAGCGUGGACUUGGUAGGAGGUGACGGAGGAGGAGGCAUGCUGGAGCGCUGGGGCGUGUUUGGGCCACGGCCACUCGUGCACAAGUCCACCUCCGACCCUGCAGGCUUUGCGCUGCAGGUGUACCGUGGCAACAAGGCCAGCGCCGCAGAGGCAGCGAAGUCACAGACGGCCACCCGACUUGCUGACGGCCCCGACGCCCAGAAGGCAGCCGCCCCACCUAAGAUGGAGAUCCCGACAGUGGACGGGCGUCGGCAGGGCGCUCGUCCGCACAAGCUCAAGCCACGCGACAUGAACAUCCUGACACCUUCUGGUUUUUAG